AUGCUCUCUAUGAAUAUGUUUUCACCCACACCCAGGCAGAAGAACUUAUUGGGACACAAAGAUGAUAAUGUAAAAGUAAUACUUUUUGGUGAAGAAGAUGUGAAAGUGAUCCCUUUUGGGGAAGAAGAUGUGAAAGUGAUCCCUUUCAGUGAAGAAGAUAUUAAAGUGAUCCCUUUUGGUGAAGAAGAUGUGAAAGUGAUCCCUUUUGGGGAAGAAGAUGUGAAAGUGAUCCCUUUCAGUGAAGAAGAUAUUAAAGUGAUCCCUUUUGGUGAAGAAGAUGUGAAAGUGAUCCCUUUUGGGGAAGAAGAUGUGAAAGUGAUCCCUUUCAGUGAAGAAGAUAUUAAAGUGAUCCCUUUUGGUGAAGAAGAUGUGAAAGUGAUCCCUUUUGGGGAAGAAGAUGUGAAAGUGAUCCCUUUCAGUGAAGAAGAUAUUAAAGUGAUCCCUUUUGGUGAAGAAGAUGUGAAAGUGAUCCCUUUUGGGGAAGAAGAUGUGAAAGUGAUCCCUUUCAGUGAAGAAGAUAUUAAAGUGAUCCCUUUUGGUGAAGAAGAUGUGAAAGUGAUCCCUUUUGGUGAAGAAGAUGUGAAAGUGAUCCCUUUUGGGGAAGAAGAUGUGAAAGUGAUCCCUUUCAGUGAAGAAGAUAUUAAAGUGAUCCCUUUUGGUGAAGAAGAUGUGAAAGUGAUCCCUUUUGGGGAAGAAGAUGAAAGUGAUCCUUUCAGUGAAGAAGAUAUUAAAGUGAUCCCUUUUGGGGAAGAAGAUGUGAAAGUGAUCCCUUUUGGGGAAGAAGAUGUGAAAGUGAUCCCUUUCAGUGGAGAAGAUGUGAAAGUGAUCCCUUUUGGGGAAGAAGAUAUUAAAGUGAUCCCUUUUGGGGAAGAAGAUGUGAAAGUGAAAAUUGAAACACCAAAUGCAAUUGAUGGUUUCUUUGCUCCUCCUUUGAUUGAAGCCGUGUCUGAGUCAACACUGAAUAAAUAUAAAGAAAUUUUACCAAAUUCAGAAGAAGAUCAAAAGGUUGUGCCUCCUGAAGAUGCAUUAACACCCACUGAAGAAUCAUUAGAACUUCUCCAACAUAUUACCAGAAAUGAUGUCCAAGAAGUUUUUGGAAGUACUCUUUCUGAAAUUUUGCCUAAUGUACAGCCUGAAAUUACAGCUGCUCUACAAGAAAAAGAACCUUCUAGUCAUAUCUGUCUAUCUAUCUAUCUAUCUAUCUAUCUAUCUAUCUAUCUAUCUAUCUAUCUAUCAUUAAACUAUUGA
Messenger RNA from Acanthosepion pharaonis, 1248 nucleotides. NCBI's taxonomy places the organism in Eukaryota, Metazoa, Mollusca, Cephalopoda, Sepiida, Sepiidae. The record is from the annotation of a GenBank genome assembly.